AUGUUCCUAAUCACAAUGACAGGGAACUUGCUCAUAAUUUUAGUCGCAACUGCUGACCCUGCCUUACACACCCCGAUGUACCAUUUUCUCAAAAACCUGGCCUUGAUUGAAAUUUGCUUUACAUUAAACAUAGUGCCCAAGAUGCUUACAGAUCUGUUGUUGGAGAGAAAGAUCAUCUCCUUUUCUGCCUGUGCCCUGCAACUUUACUUUGCCGUAUUCUUUGUCACUUCCGAGUGCUUCCUCUUGAGUGCCAUGGCGUAUGACAGAUACGUGGCUAUUUGCCAUCCCUUGCACUACACCACCAGAAUUAACAGGCGAGUAUGUUUUCAUAUGGUCACGGCAUGCUGGCUUGCUGGCAUGCCAAUUUCCGCAGGACUCACUGGCUGGCUGUUUAGCUAUUCCUUUUGUGGUUCUAGGGAGAUUGAGCACUUCUUUUGUGAUAUUGCUCCUGUUCUAGAUUUGAUCUGUUCAGACACACACUUAUUUGAGCUUCUUGUGUUCGUCGCUACUGUUACAAUUGUGCUUAUCCCAUUUAUCUUGAUAACAGUCUCUUACAUCCAAAUAAUCCAUUCCAUCCUCCAAAUGCCAUCUUCUGAAGGAAGACAGAAAGCUUUCUUCACCUGCUUUGCUCACAUGGUGGUGGUGAUGCUGUUCUACUGCACAACUGGCUUGAUACAUUUAAAGCCAAGGUCCAGAUUCUUGGCAAAGAGCAGGAAACUAGUGGCUCUUUCUUAA
This is a messenger RNA of Centrocercus urophasianus (Greater sage-grouse), 735 nucleotides long. RefSeq names its product olfactory receptor 10A7-like. The transcript has a single exon. The record is from RefSeq and is a predicted model, not a curated record. Gene Ontology annotation, cellular component: membrane. Bases 1 to 735 code for a protein of 244 amino acids. Gene Ontology annotation, molecular function: olfactory receptor activity; G protein-coupled receptor activity. Gene Ontology annotation, biological process: G protein-coupled receptor signaling pathway. NCBI's taxonomy places the organism in Eukaryota, Metazoa, Chordata, Aves, Galliformes, Phasianidae.